AGCAAGAAUCAAACACUCGGAAAUCACUCUUUCCAUGUUUCCCGGACCGGAUGAUCCAGAAGGUGAAAAUCCAGUUAUCAAGGCAAUCUACCCCACUCAGGGAAUCCUUCAUAAAACUGGCGAAUCCAGUACGGUGCAUCGACGUAGAGAGAACUCUGUUGGCCUCGCACUUGGCAUUGAUCCCUAUGGAAAAAUAGCUCUUAGACAUACUCGUUCCAGAUCUCAAGAUGAAACAUCUUCGCAAUAUCUCCUCGGCUCUGGAAUCGAAACCAACACAUUGUUGUUGACGAUGACCGAAGAUCCCGUUGCGCACGCUGGAGUUCUUCCUUCUCUGGACUUUGCUGUACUGGUGUAUCUUCCUAGCCCCAAAACACAAGCAUUCGAAGCUCGUUUGACCGUAAAAGCUAGUCCAGGUGGUGAACUAGGAGCCUCUCUACGUGGGAUGUGGACAAAUCCAAAACUCUGGACUCUCAAGUACGAUGGAGUAACUGAACUUGGAAGGCGUACACUGGAAGUUCAUCCUGAUGGAUCAAGAUCUGUAUUUUUAGUAUCUGAGAACCAGAUGAGAACAGAAUAAACCAUCAAAUCAGAGCUACUCUAACAAUCUGUUCGAAGUAUAUAUUGGCAUUCUUGUGAUAUUUUAUCAAUCAUGUAUAUAAGCAAAUAUUUCUUGCAUUCUGUUUUUCUUUUCUCAUGUGAACCUGAUAAUGAUGAUUUCAUAACAACACUUUGACAAAGGCAAUCAUAAUCUGAACAUAUUUACCAC
Molecule: messenger RNA, 766 nt
Organism: Melampsora larici-populina 98AG31
Lineage: Eukaryota; Fungi; Basidiomycota; Pucciniomycetes; Pucciniales; Melampsoraceae
Exons: 5
Coding region: 35-577 (180 amino acids)
Source: RefSeq, a predicted model, not a curated record